Messenger RNA from Rhinolophus ferrumequinum (greater horseshoe bat), 2320 nucleotides. RefSeq names its product BAR/IMD domain containing adaptor protein 2 like 2 (gene BAIAP2L2). NCBI's taxonomy places the organism in Eukaryota, Metazoa, Chordata, Mammalia, Chiroptera, Rhinolophidae. Gene Ontology annotation, molecular function: protein binding. Gene Ontology annotation, biological process: actin crosslink formation; plasma membrane organization; positive regulation of actin filament polymerization. The record is from RefSeq and is a predicted model, not a curated record. The transcript has 14 exons. Gene Ontology annotation, cellular component: cytosol; nucleoplasm. The coding region runs from base 150 to 1916 and encodes 588 amino acids.
CACCUCCUCCUCGGCCGGCCCUCCAUUUCCAGGUCCCACUCUGCAACCUCCUUCACCACCCGCGGAACAGUGGGCACCAGUGGGCACUGACCCCAGCACCCUGCCAGCGCCACCAGCCUCCUGCUCAACACCCGGGUGCAGCCCCCUCCAUGGCCCCCGAGAUGGACCAGUUCUACAGGUCCACCAUGGCCAUCUACAAGAGCAUCAUGGAGCAGUUUAACCCCGCCCUGGAGAACCUGGUGUACCUGGGAAACAACUACCUCCGGGCCUUCCACGCUCUGUCUGAGGCAGCCGAGGUGUACUUCAGUGCCAUCCAGAAGAUUGGGGAGCAAGCCCUGCAGAGUUCCACCUCACAGAUUCUGGGUGAGAUCUUGGUGCAGAUGUCAGAUACCCAGCGGCACUUGAACUCUGACCUGCAGGUGGUGGUAGAGACAUUCCACGGAGACCUGCUGCAGCACAUGGAGAAGAACACCAAGCUGGACAUGCAGUUCAUCAAAGACAGCCGUCAGCACUAUGAGAUCGAGUACCGCCACCGAGCCGCCAACCUGGAGAAGUGCAUGUCUGAUCUGUGGCGCAUGGAGCGAAAGAGGGACAAGAAUGUGCGGGAGAUGAAGGAGAGCGUGAACCGGCUGCACGCGCAGAUGCAGGCCUUCGUGUCAGAGAGUCAGAGGGCCGCUGAACUGGAAGAGAAGCGGCGCUAUCGUUUCCUGGCGGAGAAGCACCUGCUACUUUCCAAUACCUUCCUACAGUUUUUUGGCCGGGCUCGGGGGGUGCUCCAGAACCGCGUGCUGCUGUGGAAGGAGCAGUCGGAGGCCAGCCGCAGCCCGUCGCGCGCCCAUUCCCCUGGCCUGCUGGGUCCCGUGCUGGGGCCGCCCUACCCCUCGGGCCGCCUGACGCCCACCCGCUUGGACAUGCCCCAGAGGCCUCUGGGAGAGUUCAGCUCCCCUCGCAGCCGGCAUGGCUCCGGCUCCUACGGCCCGGAGCCCACCGAGGCGAGGUCCGCGUCCCAGCUGGAGCCAGACCGCCGGUCCCUGCCCCGGACGCCGUCUGCCUCCUCACUCUACACCAGCACCCAGCGCUCGCGCUCCAACUCCUUCGGCGAGCGCCCGGGCGGCUCGGGCAGCGGGGGCAGCGGCAGCGGAGGCACCAGGAGGGUCCGCGCCCUCGUCUCCCACUCGGAGGGCGCCAACCACACGCUGCUGCGCUUCUCGGCCGGAGACGUCGUGGAGGUGCUGGUGCCAGAGGCCCAGAACGGCUGGCUCUAUGGCAAGCUGGAGGGCUCCUCCACGAGUGGUUGGUUCCCCGAGGCCUAUGUGAAGCCAUUGGAGGUGCCCGUGAACCCCAUGAACGCCUUGAACCCCGUGACCUCCAUGAACCCUAUGAACGCCUUGAACCCCGUGACCUCCAUGAACCCCAUGAAUGCCUUGAACCCCGUGACCUCCAUGAACCCCAUGAAUGCCUUGAACCCCGUGACCUCCAUGAACCCCAUGAACGCCUUGAACCCCGUGACCUCCAUGAACUCCAUGAACCCCUUGACCCCGAUGACCUCCAUGAACCCCAUGAGUCCUAUGAAUGAGCUACCUUCCAGGUCCUACCCACUCCGGGGCAGCCAUAGCCUGGAUGACCUCCUGGACCGGCCAGGCAACUCCACAGCGUCCUCAGAGUACUGGGAUGGCCAGUCCCGCUCCCGAACCCAGAGCCGGGUCCCAAGCCGCGCCCCCAGCCCCACACCUACACCCUUGCCUGGCAGCCGCCGAGGUAGCAUGGGCAGCAUGGGCGUGGCCAGUGACGUCAAGAAACUUAUGUCCUGGGAGCAGCACCCCCCAGAGCUCUUCCCUCGGGGCACAAACCCCUUUGCCACCGUAAAGCUGCGUCCCACUGUCACCAAUGACCGCUCAGCGCCCCUUAUCCGCUGAGGCGCCUUCCUCCAUCAGGGGUCUGAGGUCGCCACCCCACCUGUCCAGAGUCUGCCCAGAGAUGGCGGCAGCAGAAGCAGCAGCAGUGGAUCCAAGAAGCCGGGGCCCUGAUGCUGGGGGUGGCUGCCCUUCCCCAAACUGCACCCCCAGACUGAACAGCUCCAAGGGCACUGGUCUGGGGUCUGGGACCUUCAAACUAAAGCAGGCGGAAUUGGGGGACAGAACCAUUUCUUCCCCUCCAGGGGCCCCAGGACUCUCCCUGGGGGGCCUACCUCAUGUCCCCAAACUCUUUCCCCCUUCUCCAACCCGUGGGGAGGAGCCCCUUACACACCCCCUCCUCUGCCCCGCACAUGUCCCCAUUUAUCUUUUGUACACAGUGAGAAAUAAAGCAAGUGGACAUGGCA